Molecule: messenger RNA, 8946 nt
Organism: Syngnathus typhle (broad-nosed pipefish)
Lineage: Eukaryota; Metazoa; Chordata; Actinopteri; Syngnathiformes; Syngnathidae
Gene: cacna1g
Product: calcium channel, voltage-dependent, T type, alpha 1G subunit
Exons: 38
Coding region: 777-8057 (2426 amino acids)
Biological process (GO): membrane depolarization during action potential; positive regulation of calcium ion-dependent exocytosis; calcium ion transmembrane transport
Cellular component (GO): neuron projection; plasma membrane; voltage-gated calcium channel complex
Molecular function (GO): voltage-gated sodium channel activity; low voltage-gated calcium channel activity
Source: RefSeq, a predicted model, not a curated record
UCCCGAUGGACACGCGGAACCGAGAGAACACAGUGAGGGUGAGAACGUGGCGACCAAGACCAAAGAUGCUCUGCCGUGCCGUGUAUGAAGAAAAAGAAGAAGAUGGACAAUGAAAGCCGGCCGGCUUUUCUUUGUGACGCUUGACUGGACGCACGGCGACACCUCACCUUGAUGGAUUUUUAAAAGUGUGCUGCUGCGGAAUAUGCGCGUCACAAAAACGCCUGUGGAUGCAAUGCAAAGUGUUGGCGCCUACUUCAUUUAGAAGAGCGAAGCGCGUGGAAGCGAGAGGACCGUUUGCAUUCUUUCCUUAUUGGGAGUCACCUGAAGGAACAAGUUGUUCAAACAGAGGCACAAGCGGACCCGAACGCUGCCCAAAGUAUUCACUGGUGGAUGCUUCCAAAGUGUUAGGGAGAACCCCCGCGCGGCGCGGCGCGGCGCGGCGUGGCGUGGCGUGGGGACGGAGAGCUUUGAGCACCGGGGCUUCGCUCGCUCCCUCGCUCCCUCGCUCGGGGCCCUCUUGCAGCACAGCACCGCAGCGCACCGCAGCUGCUGCACCGAAGCUGCUGCACCGACGCUGCUGCACACAAGUGCGCCAACGAUCCACUUGGGAAGCCUGCGCUCCUCCAAAGCAAACAACCUCCCUCCCUCCCUCCCUCCAUCCAGCCUGUCAGCCUGUUCUCUUUUUCGAGCUGCUGUGGACUUUGCAGCCACCAAAGUGAUCAUGCGAUGACUGGACGCCCAUUGGAGACGUCGACAGAGUCCAAAUCAGGAGGCCAAUGAUGGCCGAGGAUGGGGGCAAUCUCUCCGGGGGCUCGGAGGGCCGCUCUUCUCUGCCCAGGACUUUCAUCCGUCUCAACGACUUAUCCGGGAACGGGGCCGGCGGAGUGGGCGAGGAGCGGACGGAGGUGACGGUGGAAGCGGCUCCCCCGGCGGCCCCCGAUGGGACCUCCUUGGCCGAGGAUGAAGCGUCAGCCUCCGGUGAGGAAACCCUGCCUUACCCCACCUUGGCCCCGGUGGUCUUCUUCUACAUGAAACAGAGCACCCGUCCUCGGAGCUGGUGUCUCAAGAUGGUUUGCAACCCGUGGUUUGAACGAGCGUCCAUGUUGGUGAUCCUGCUCAACUGCGUCACUUUGGGCAUGUUUCAUCCCUGUGAGGACAUCGACUGCAACUCUGACAGAUGUCAAAUCCUGCAGGAUUUUGAUGACUUUAUCUUUGCAUUCUUUGCCAUUGAGAUGGUCAUUAAGAUGGUGGCUCUUGGGAUUUUUGGCAAGAAAUGUUACCUUGGAGAUACCUGGAACCGCUUGGACUUCUUCAUAGUCAUAGCAGGAAUGUUGGAGUAUUCCCUCAACCUGCAGAACGUGAGUUUUUCAGCCGUGAGGACGGUCCGAGUCUUGAGGCCAUUGAGGGCCAUCAAUCGAGUGCCAAGUAUGCGCAUCCUGGUCACCCUGCUGCUCGACACUCUGCCCAUGCUGGGCAACGUGCUGUUGCUCUGCUUCUUUGUCUUUUUCAUAUUUGGCAUCGUGGGAGUUCAGCUGUGGGCCGGCCUGCUCCGAAAUCGUUGCUUUGUUGAGGACAACUUCUCCUUCCCUCUGUCUGCGGAGCUGGAGAAAUACUACCAGACGGAAAAUGACGACGAGAACCCUUUCAUUUGCUCUCAGCCCAGAGAGAACGGCAUGAGGGAGUGCGGCUCCGUGCCCAAGCUCUACGACGAGGCGGGUCUGCUGCAAUGCAACCUGGACAUGUACUCGUACAACAGCACCGAUAACACCACCUGCGUCAACUGGAACCAGUAUUACAGCAACUGCUCGGCCGGUCUGGUCAACCCCUUCAAGGGGGCCAUCAAUUUUGAUAACAUCUGCUACGCCUGGAUUGCCAUUUUCCAGGUGAUCACUCUGGAAGGCUGGGUGGAUAUCAUGUAUUUCGUGAUGGAUGCGCAUUCCUUCUACAACUUCAUCUACUUCAUCUUACUAAUUAUCAUUGGCUCGUUCUUCAUGAUCAACCUCUGCCUGGUCGUCAUCGCCACCCAGUUCUCGGAAACCAAGCAGAGAGAGAGUCAGCUGAUGAAGGAGCAGAGAGUUCGCUUCAUGUCCAACGCCAGCACCUUAGCUUCACUUUCCGAACCGGGCUCUUGCUACGACGAGCUGCUCAAGUAUCUGGUCCACGUGAUCCGUAAGGGAGCCAAACAGGUGGGCCGCAUCUGCAGGUUCUUAGCACGUCGCGCGGGACUCCACAUUGCCGCCUCGCCGCCUCCGGUGGAACCCCAACAACGGCAAAGCCGGAGGAGGAGUCGGAAGUCCUCCAGACAGGGCUCCUUUUCCGUUUAUCACGUGGCCCACCCGCACCCCCACUAUCAUUAUCAUUUUGGGAACGGUAGUGUGAGAGCAGGAGGGAACAUCAGAUGUCUGGAAGGUCAGGAUGCCCAUCCAUCUUCUCAGAAUAACAACAGCGUAGGAGCAAAUACGACCUUAGGCCCGCCCCCGCGUUCGCUCAUUCCCGCCACUUCGGACAGCGAUCUGGCAGGAUUCGCCAUCGGCCUGCUCCACCGAGAAACUCCCUCAACCGCAAACCUCUGGCAAACCCCGAGCCAAUCGUCCUUCGCCUCAACGUCUCGGGCGACGAAGAGGAACUCUGUGCCCUUCGCUGCUCCCGCCCUCAAGAAUUACCCGACUCUCCAGGCCCGAGCUUUCGCCGAGUCCAGACGAGGAAGCGUGGCGACCGCUACGCUGAUGAACGUCAGUCUCAACAUUCCGCCGGCGCCGUACGGGAGAAGGCGGCAGAGCUUGGCGGACGCCCCAGCUGCGGGCCAGCCGUCCUCCUGCCAGCUGUCUGCUCGUGACCUCAGCGCCACGAGCAGCGUCACGGACGUGGCGGGCUUGACGCCGGAGGCCGAAAGUUGCCCUUACUGCGCAAAGGCUCUGGCCAACGGGUCGGAGGGCGGCACGGAGACGCCGGGAGAUUCCGACAGCGACGGGGUCUACGACUUUAACAGGCGGGACGGUCGGCGGCGGCGGCGGGCCGAGCGAAAGCCCUUCAGGCUGGGCGCAACAGCCGCCAAGGUGGUGCGCUUCUGGAGGCUGGUGUGCGAUACCUUCAGGAAAAUCGUGGAUAGCAAAUAUUUUGGACGUGGGAUCAUGAUCGCCAUCUUGAUCAACACUCUCAGCAUGGGAAUCGAGUAUCACGAGCAGCCUGACCAACUGACCAAUGCCUUGGAGAUCAGUAAUAUUGUGUUCACCAGUCUCUUCUCCCUGGAGAUGCUGUUAAAAGUUUUAGUCUACGGACCUUUUGGGUAUAUUAAGAACCCUUACAACAUCUUUGACGGCAUCAUUGUAGUCAUCAGUGUGUGGGAAAUUGUGGGUCAGCAAGGCGGAGGUUUGUCCGUGCUGAGGACCUUCCGGCUCAUGAGGGUGCUGAAAUUGGUCCGAUUCAUGCCGGCCCUUCAGAGGCAACUGGUGGUGCUGAUGAAGACCAUGGAUAAUGUGGCCACCUUCUGCAUGUUGCUCAUGCUCUUUAUCUUCAUCUUCAGUAUUCUGGGGAUGCAUCUGUUUGGGUGUAAAUUUGGUUCCGAACGGGACGGCGACACCCUGCCGGACCGAAAAAACUUUGACUCUCUUCUCUGGGCCAUUGUGACGGUUUUCCAAAUUUUAACCCAAGAAGACUGGAACAAGGUGUUAUAUAACGGCAUGGCAUCCACAACCCCGGUAGCAGCUCUCUACUUUAUUGCCCUGAUGACUUUUGGUAACUACGUUCUCUUCAACCUGCUGGUGGCCAUCUUGGUGGAAGGCUUCCAAACGGAGGGAGAUGUUUCCAAAGCCGGUUCAGAGAUUGAUUCCUGUGCCCGCAGUAUGGAGGAUGUUAACGGCAGUAAGAGGGAUUCAUCAGCUUCUGCAGUAGUACCCGUAAACGGUCAUGUGGAUUUGAAGAGCAGCCUGACUCCUCCACUGAUUACUCACACGGCAGCAACUCCCAUGCCUAUACCUAAGUUACCCAUCACGGGUGAGCCCAUCCAGGGUCAGGAGUCCCGCCGAGGCAGCGGUGUCUCUGUGGAAGCCACCUGCUAUGACAAGUCACCGCUGCAAAAGUCCAGCGCCCGAAGCGCUUCCCCUUACGCGCCUGGGAGCACGGGGAGCGGCGGCAACAGCCGUCGAUCGAGCUGGAACAGCCUGGGUCGCGCCCCGUCCCUCAAACGCCAGAAGCGCCGAUCCGCUGAGCGACGGUCGCUUUUAUCCCAAGAGGGCGGCUCGAGCUCGGAAGAAGGCGGAUCGAUGGAGGAAGACGGCGCCUCCUUGGCCGGGACCGACUCGGCGUCCCGGUCCCAAAGACAGACGUAUCGGCGCAGGAUGGAGUCCGUGGAGACGAGGAGCUCGGUCGAUUUGCCACCUGAUGCCCUGCUGCAGGUUCCAUACCUGUAUCGCUCAGCUAGUAUGCACAGUUCUAGACCCCCUUUAGCGGGGACCUUCCGGCCCGGGGAGCGUAGCGACUGCAACGGGAAAGGCACGCCCUCGCUAUUGGGCCAGGUCUCAUUGGAGGAGAACACCGAAGAGGAAAAUGCUGAGGAAGACGUUCAUCUGGGUCGUCUGGCCAGAUUGUUUGGCUGGCUGGAAAAGAAACAACCCGAGUGGUGUCGACAAAGAGACACCUGGUCGCUCUACCUUUUCUCUCCGCAGUCAAGGUUUCGUUUGGCGUGCAAAAAGAUCAUCGACCACAAGAUGUUUGACCAUGUGGUGUUGGUUAUCAUCUUCCUCAACUGCAUCACGAUCGCCAUGGAGCGGCCUCGCAUCGACCCCGCCAGUGCCGAACGGAUCUUCCUCACAUUAUCCAACUAUAUCUUCACUGCGAUCUUUGUGACUGAGAUGACCGUCAAGGUUGUGGCUUUGGGUUGGUGCUUUGGUGACAAGGCCUAUCUGAGGAGCAGUUGGAACAUUCUGGAUGGGAUGUUGGUGAUGAUAUCUGUUAUCGACAUACUGGUUUCUCUUAUCUCCAAUUCUGGUACCAAGAUCCUGGGCAUGCUCCGAGUGCUGAGGCUACUGCGUACUCUAAGACCUCUACGUGUCAUCAGCAGAGCGCCUGGUCUCAAGCUGGUAGUUGAGACCCUGAUGUCUUCACUGAAGCCUAUUGGCAACAUUGUGGUCAUUUGCUGUGCCUUCUUCAUCAUCUUUGGCAUCCUUGGCGUACAGCUCUUCAAAGGGAAAUUCUUUGUUUGUCAAGGAGAGGAUGUAAGGAACAUCACAAACCGCUCCGACUGUUUACAAGCCAGCUACAGAUGGGUCAGACACAAAUAUAACUUUGACAACCUGGGACAGGCCUUGAUGUCUCUAUUUGUUCUGGCGUCAAAAGACGGAUGGGUGGAUAUUAUGUAUGAUGGACUGGAUGCUGUCGGAGUGGACCAACAGCCAGUGAUGAACUACAAUCCAUGGAUGUUGCUCUACUUCAUCUCCUUCCUUCUGAUCGUGGCCUUCUUUGUGCUCAACAUGUUUGUGGGCGUGGUGGUGGAGAACUUCCACAAGUGUCGUCGCCACCAGGAAGCUGAGGAGGCCAAGCGCAGGGAGGAGAAGAGACUGAAACGCAUGGAGAAAAAGAGACGGAGUAAGGAGAAGGAGCUGGCUGAAGCUCAGAGUAAGCCCUACUACUCCGAUUACUCCCCCACCCGUUUGGUUAUCCAUAAGAUGUGCACCAGCCACUACCUGGACCUCUUCAUCACCAUUGUCAUAGGGCUCAACGUCAUCACAAUGUCCAUGGAGCACUACCAUCAACCCAAGGAACUGGACGAAGCGCUGAAGAUCUGUAACUACAUCUUCACGGUCAUCUUUGUUCUGGAGUCGGUGUUCAAAUUAGUUGCCUUUGGCUUUCGACGCUUCUUCAAGGACAAAUGGAACCAGCUGGAUCUGGCCAUCGUCCUGCUCUCCAUCAUGGGUAUCACUCUGGAGGAGAUCGAGGUCAACGCUUCGCUGCCCAUUAACCCCACCAUCAUCCGCAUCAUGAGGGUGCUGAGGAUUGCACGAGUGCUGAAGCUCCUAAAGAUGGCAGUGGGGAUGCGAGCUUUGCUGGACACAGUGAUGCAAGCCCUGCCUCAGGUGGGAAAUCUUGGUCUUCUCUUCAUGCUCCUCUUCUUCAUCUUUGCAGCUUUGGGAGUGGAGCUGUUUGGUGAUUUGAUUUGUGAUGAACUCCAUCCAUGUGAGGGCCUGGGACGCUAUGCGACAUUUAGAAAUUUUGGGAUGGCAUUUUUGCUGCUCUUCCGAGUUUCCACUGGGGACAACUGGAACGGCAUCAUGAAGGACACUUUAAGGGACUGCGCCCACGAGACCACUACCUGCUACAACACCGUGGUCUCUCCCAUCUACUUUGUCUCCUUCGUCUUGACCGCUCAGUUCGUCCUGGUCAACGUGGUCAUUGCUGUCCUGAUGAAGCACCUGGAAGAGAGCAACAAAGAAGCCAAGGAAGAGGCGGAGCUGGAGGCGGAGUUAGAGCUGGAGCUACACGGCGAUGGCGGGGACGUGGUCGCGAGGUCGCCCCACUCCAACCCACUGGCAUUGGGCAUGGACAGAUCCAUUUGUGGGGGUUCCCCCUGGAGCUCCACCGGAGGACAGGAAAGGCCUGUGGACUCACCUACUGUUGAUAUACCCAGAGACAUCCGAGAAGAGCCGCCCUCAUGCCCGGAGCCCUCUCGUGAGGGUUCAAUGGAAGAAGGGGAGCUGAGUUUGAUGGACAACUUGUCUGGUUCUGUGUGCCUCUACUACGCGCUUGGCUCCAAAGGCGGCAAGCACAACCCGGACCAAAAGAUUCCUCUAGCUGAGAUGGAAGCUCUGUCUGUGGCCUCGGAGAAAUCCUGGUCCCUAGCUGUGACAGAGGAAUCGCUCGCUGACCAUUUUAAUCCCCUCUCUCUAAGCAGCCUGGAAUGCAAUGUGGAGGAAGGGGCAUCGGAAGACAACCUGUUGAGUGUCAGGAAGCCCGCGGUGGGACGCGCACACUCCUUACCCAACGACAGCUACAUGUUCUUCCCCCAGCAAGCCUUUGGCUCCAGUGGUUCAGUGCGUUCCCAACCUGCAGAAUGCUCCCAAAGACUGAGCAUUCCCACUGAUCUCUUCAGGCCCAUCAGCCCCCACCGCCACUCAGACUCUGAGAGCAUACCGCGACUCCCCCCUCCCAGACGGAGGCAUGCGGUGAGCUGCAAGCUCCGCAGACAGGUGGCGGUGUCUACUGAGUCUCAGGAGGCCUUGUGUUCAGAUGGAGGGGAAAGCAGUGAAGGACAUUCCAAUGUGGCUUCCCUCGGCCUCCCUCCAUCCUCGUCUUCCUCCACGUCCUGGCCUUUGACCUUCUCCCAGCAGCCUGCGCUCUAUCUGGUCCCCGCCACGCCCGGCGCCUCCCCGAAAGCAAGCGGCGAGCACACCCAGCGCUGCCGGGCCUGUGUGGAUCAGGAAGUAUCUCUUAUUACUGCGGGAGUGUUGACGGGAAGCCGCGACACGGUGACACACGACGACAAGGUCGGCAGUGCGAGCAGCACCGGUGCCAAAGAGGGUUACGAGAACAAUACAGACUGCCAAGAAAGCGGGGGUGCUUGUUUGAGGCCGCCGUUGAAGAGGUUUCACAGCGUGGACACACAAGGCCGCCGCCGCUGCAGCAGCGUUCUCCCGCCCCGUCCUCGACCCUACUCCUGGUCGGACGAGCCACGUCGCCACUCGGUGGAGGUUUGCCCGGCCGUGCCGUCCGGCCCCCGGUACGGCUCGCCGUCGGCCUCCUCCGGUUUGGUGUCGCGGGCCGCCAGUCUGCAAAUGCGCAGCCGGACCUCCACUCAGACUUCACCGCCCUCACCCGGACGUAAGAAGAAGACGAGUCCCCCUUGCAUCUCGGUGGAUGGAUCGGAACCCCGGUCCGGCCUCUCUCCGGGUGGCUUAGGCUUGCCCCCUCCCCUGCCCAACCGGGACACCUGCCUGAGGAGGAGAGUGCCCUCGAGUGACUCCAAGGACUCCUUUGACCUUGGUGUCGGAGAGGGUUCAGGACGGGAGGGUGACUCUUCUAACCCCAAGCUACUGACCCUUCCCGGUUUCUCCUCCGAGCACUGAUGGCGACAUGAAACACAGACACUGCGGAUGCACUUGCUCUGCUGCUGAUAGAUCUAGUAAUAAUGCUGUAAGAGAGUAAUAAUCAUCAUCAUGAAAAAAAAAAGUGAAACAUCUUUUGUUCUUUUUUAGGAGCAGUGCUGUAGUAGCGUAACGGCCUCUGUCUUUGUAUUUUUUCCUGCCGACACUCCAAGGCGGGAGAGCAAACAAGAAAGGGGACUCGCGCUCCUCGACGACACUACAUAGUAAGUUCUGGAGCGGCGGGCGACGUCAUCAAACGAGCAACUUUUGGGUCUUUCGCAGGGUCGACCACUCAUCGGAGGUACGAACGAAGCAAUAUGAACGUUUUAGAGGCACUAUUUUCUUAACUUAUUAGGCCAUAGUGUUUGUACAGGGUGUUGUUGCGUUGGUUUUGUUUGGGCUCGGGUUAUGAAUGCUUUGUCUUGUCUUUCACUCUACUAAGUUAGUUUUAGCUUUCUUGGUUUCUUAUACUUACGUACACGCACGCACGCACGCACACGCACGCACGCACAGCCUGUUAUUUUCAAGCACACACCUAGUGGUUUAUUGUUAGAAAGUCGCAAAUGGAUUAGUUUCAUCAAUUUCCCAAUUCCGUCAAAGUGUUGCAAGGGUGUAACAUGUUUGAAGGCCAAACUUUUGUCGGGUGUUUUUUCCCCCUACUUCAUACGACAGCUCCAAUUUGUAGAUUGUUUGGACACUGGGUUUUCUGUUUUUUGGAAGAGGGAGGGCGUGGUGGUACCAAGUUGUCUUUUACUUGUGUGAUGUUGAAAAUGACAACAAAAAGCACAUUGUUUCAUGUUUCACCUCAUCAACCUUAUUCUAUGCGAUGUAUUUAUUUAUUUUUCAAAAUAAACACUUAUUUCAAGUUGUA